Molecule: messenger RNA, 1892 nt
Organism: Phragmites australis (common reed)
Lineage: Eukaryota; Viridiplantae; Streptophyta; Magnoliopsida; Poales; Poaceae
Product: vesicle-associated protein 1-2-like
Exons: 8
Coding region: 346-1440 (364 amino acids)
Biological process (GO): endoplasmic reticulum membrane organization
Cellular component (GO): plasma membrane; endoplasmic reticulum membrane
Source: RefSeq, a predicted model, not a curated record
GGGAAACCUCGCCUCCUGCUCCGCGUCCCCCGAGGCUCGCACCUCCCCCAGCCCCCACUCCCUUCGUCAAAACCGCGGAGGGGCGAGAGGGACGAAGUGGCCUCCCCUCCCCUUCCCUCCCGUCGGCUCUUCGCUCCAACUCCUCCUCGGCUCCUCCUCUCUCCUGCCGCUAUUGCCAUUGGGCGGGGGGCUCUUGUCUCGACUCGCGGGUGACGUCGAGGCUUCGGGACGGACAUAGAUUGAUAGGACCUGCCGACUCGGUGGCGUCUGCGAAUUUCUAGUGGGCAGCGGCUCGCGCUGUGGUGGUGUGGCCGCUAGCCGGUGCCUUACGAACCUGCGGCGGCGAUGGGCCAGGACCUCGUCGAGAUCCACCCGCGCGAGCUCCAGUUCACCUUUGAGGUGAAGAAGCAAAGUUCAUGUGCUGUUCAUCUAGUCAACAAGUACAACAAAUAUGUUGCUUUCAAGGUUAAAACAACAUCUCCUAAAAGAUAUUGUGUUCGACCAAAUACUGGAGUUAUCCUUCCUAUGAAGACAUGUGAUUUCACAGUUACAAUGCAAGCGCUGCGUACUGCUCCACCAGACAUGCAAUUAAAAGACAAGUUUUUGGUGCAGACCACAGUUGUUCCUGAUGGUACAUCAGAUGAUGACCUCAUUCCUGCUUUUUUCUCCAAAGAAACCGGCAGAUACAUUGAAGAAAGUAAAUUGAGAGUUGUCCUUGUUAGUGCAUCCGAUCCUCUUGAAGAGCAACCGAUUAAUGGAGUUCACAACAGUGAACCAGCUGUUGAAGUUCCUGUACUAAAAGAGAUGCCCAAUAUAGAGAAUGAAGUUCCGGCUGUUGCGAAAGAGGUUCCUCCCCCUCUGGAACAAACUCCAGCAAUUGUUACUGAAAUACCUUUGCCUGUCAAAGAGACUCCAGACCUUAGAGAAGUUCUUGUGCCACUGAACGAAGCACCAGCUGUUUUGACAGAAUCUCCUUUGCCUCAAAAAGACGCCCCUACUAUUACGAUUGAACAUGCCCCUGCUAUUACAAUUGAACAUGCCCCUGCUCUUUUGAAUGGAUCUCUUCCACCUUCGAAACAAAACACUGCAGCUUUUAAGGAAUCCCCUCCUCUGGAGGAAAUUCCUAAAGAAGCUAUUAUGCUAAGUGAUCGAGGACUUUUCAAUGUGCAGAACCAUCAACUAUCUCAUGUAACAGAAGAUGUUCAGAAUCUGAAGUCAAAGCUCAACAAUCUUGAGUCAAAAUUGGAAGAGGCUGAAAAGAUGAUAAUAAAGCUAAGAGAAGAGAGCAGAACUACCACCCAGGAGCGGGAUAAGUUACAGCAAGAAAUGGUAUUUCUAAGAAAGAAGGGAACCCCCAGGAAUCAAGUUGGUUUCCCCUUGCUGUUUGUGGUGUAUGUGGCGCUUCUUGGUACAUCACUUGGUUACCUUCUGCAACUAUGAGUACUUUUUGCGCAAAAAUCAGCAUAUGGGAUGCUUCAGUUUGUGGCAAGAGUUGAAGGGCAGUUGCACUCAGAAAUCUUGGAGAGGAGCAUUUCUUAGCAAUUAGUUCAGAUGGUUUUGCAUAUAACAAGGGGUACCGAACUACCAGUUGCCUGUAUGUAUAGAACAUUUUUUUUACGUUGUAUAGAACCAUCCAAAAGAUGCCUGCUGCCUUGUAGACUAACCUGGGAUUCUUCCAGUUGCCAUUUUUUUUACAGUUUGCUGGAUUCGGUUAUCCUGAAUCGUUACAAUCUUUGUGUUAUUUACCCUUGGUUUGUGCCAGUUUGUGAACUACCAGAAUCAGGUUGUCUUUGGUUUGACAUUUUGGCUUUUAGAGGCACAAAAACCGUGUAUCAAAAUAGGAGUCAGGAUCAUUUAAUUGGUGUCGAAAUACCAACCUUACGACAGUACAA